Molecule: messenger RNA, 2522 nt
Organism: Jatropha curcas
Lineage: Eukaryota; Viridiplantae; Streptophyta; Magnoliopsida; Malpighiales; Euphorbiaceae
Gene: PUB15
Product: Plant U-Box 15
Biological process (GO): cell surface receptor signaling pathway; protein ubiquitination
Molecular function (GO): protein binding; ubiquitin-protein transferase activity
Source: RefSeq, a predicted model, not a curated record
CAAAUUCCCAAAAAAACAAAUGGUGUCUUAAAACCGCUAAAAGAUUUCCAAUCUGUGCCAAGAUGUCCGUUACGAAGUAACUAACUUUCAAAUUAGUAUCUAGCUAAUUUGAGAACCAUAAGCCCGGAAAGCCCGCGAAGAGCUUGAAAUCCAUCAAAGAAACAGGCAAUAGUAGAAUUCAUGAAGAUUAGGGUUAGGGUUUCGAUCUCUGCAAGUUCAUCUUCCCUCGUCCACAUUAAUUUUGGAAUUGCAUUUUUCUCUUCAUAAAAUUAAAAGAAUCCAAAUCAAAUUCCCUACAUUUAUACAUAACCAAAGCCCUGGAAGCUUCUACAUUUCUCAGUUCAAAUAGCAGGCAGUGAUUGGCCAUGGGUGGAGAAGGAGAAGAAAACUUGGGUGGAGGAGGAGAUGGAUUUGAAUCGAAUGAAUCAAGCCCACGAGGUGAAACUGAUCUUAUUCAAGAAAUAACGAGCCUGGUUGAAUCAGUUGCUCAGCUUGGAGAUUACCGAAGAUCGCAUAGGAAAGACUGCUUUGGCCUAGUUAGGCGAAUGAAACUUCUGUUGCCAUUAGUAGAGGAGAUCAGGGACUUCAGUGGACCAAUUGGCAGCAAGGGCAUUACUUGUUUGUGUAAUUUGAAGAAGGCGUUUAUUAUGGCAAAGAGGCUGCUCAAAGUGUGCAAUGAGGGAAGCAAGAUUCAUCUGUCUGUGGAGAGCGAGGCUAUUAUGAUGAGAUUUCGCGCAGUGAAUGAAAGACUGUGCCAUGCUCUAGAAAGUGUGCCUUUUGAUGAACUCGGGAUUUCUGAUGAGGUUAAAGAACAGGUAGAGCUCAUGCGAGUGCACCUUAGACGAGCAAAGGGAAGAACAGAUACUCAGGAUAUAGAACUCGCCAUGGACAUGAUGGUGGUACUAUCCAAAGAGGAUGACAGGAAUGCUGACAUUGCUAUAUUAGAAAGGCUAGCCAAAAAGCUGGAUUUACACACUGUUGAUGACCUGAAUAAUGAAACUUUAGCCAUAAGAAAUCUAGUUAAAGAAAGAGGCCCUAAUGGAGAUAACGUUGAGCAAAUAAUUGAUCUUUUGAACAAAUUCAAACAGGUUAUAGGAAUGGAAAUAACCGAUGUUCUACAUAAUCCUGUUAUCCCUAAAUUGCAGAAGUGCGCAUCUGUAGUCAUUCCUCAUGAAUUCCUCUGCCCGAUCACACUAGAAAUAAUGACAGAUCCAGUUAUUGUUGCUUCUGGACAGACUUAUGAGCGGGAAAGCAUACAGAAAUGGUUUCAUUCCAAUCACCGGACCUGCCCAAAGACAAGACAAACUCUGGCUCAUUUAUCAGUUGCACCAAACUUCGCUCUUAAAAACCUUAUCUUGCAAUGGUGUGAGGAGAACAAAUUUUUCCUCCCCAACAAAAAUAACAAUGCUUCUUCUGAGAACUCUGGGCCUGCUGAGGAUAUAUACUCUCUGGUUAAUGAUCUAUCUUCUAAUCAUUUGGAACUGCAAAGAAAGGCUGUGAGAAAGAUUCGCAUGCUCUCAAAAGAGAAUCCGGAAAACAGAAUCUUGAUUGCCACCAAUGGAGGUAUACGGCCACUAGUUCGGAUUCUUUCCUACCCAGACUCUAAACUCCAAGAGCACGCAGUAACAGCUCUGUUAAACUUAUCAAUUGAUGAGACCAACAAGAGAUAUAUAGCUGAUGAAGGAGCCAUUCCAGCUAUCAUAGAAGUUCUGCAGAAUGGAAGUACUGAGGCUAGAGAGAACUCUGCAGCAGCUUUGUUCAGCUUAUCAAUGCUAGAUGAUAACAAAAUAGCUGUGGGCUUAUCUAAUGGGAUUCCACCAUUAGUGUUCUUGUUAAAGCAUGGGACAGUAAGAGGUAAAAAAGAUGCUGCCACUGCAUUAUUUAACUUAUCUCUCAACCAUUCUAACAAGGGGAGAGCCAUAGAUGCUGGCAUUAUUCCACCUUUGCUCCAAUUGCUGAAUGACAAAAACUUGGGUAUGGUUGAUGAAGCCCUCUCCAUUUUUUUACUUCUAGUAUCACAUCCAGAAGGGCGAAGCGCGAUAGGGCAAUUAUCUUUCAUUGAAAUCCUUGUAGAAUUUAUUAAAGAUGGCACCUCCAAGAACAAGGAAUGUGCAACAUCAGUUCUUCUUGAGUUGGGAUCAAACAACUCAUCUUUCAUACUUGCAGCACUUCAAUUUGGUGUAUACGAGCAUUUAGUAGAGUUAAAAAAUAGUGGAACCAAUAGAGCUCAGAGAAAGGCAAAUGCUCUUUUACAACUUAUGACCAAGACUGAGCAAAUUUGAUAGGAUAUGAUUAAAUCCAAUCUUCUACCUCUCUUUUUGACCAUUGAUUACAUAUCUUCAUAUUCUUGUUAUUUUCACACUAUGUACAUUGAUUCUGUGCCUUUUGUUUUCCUUUCCUUUUUUUUUUUUUUUCUCUGAAAGAGCUUGGUACUAUCUACUGUAAAUUGAUUUAGCACAGGCUAAUUAUCCAAUAUUUUGUACAUUUUUGUUAACAUAAGAAACAGUGAGGAGUUAAAAGAA